This is a messenger RNA of Lactuca saligna, 1702 nucleotides long. The record is from the annotation of a GenBank genome assembly. Lineage: Eukaryota; Viridiplantae; Streptophyta; Magnoliopsida; Asterales; Asteraceae.
CACAGUUUAUUGCUCGUUAAGGGAUUAAGAGGUUAAAGCAACAUAAAAUUUGUAGGUAGAUUGUGCAAUCAUACCUAAUAUACAAGCCCAAUAUAUAAUUAUCUAUUUUUCUGGAAAAAUGGCAAGACUCACGCAAAUUCUAUUUAUAGAAAUAUAUUAUUAUCUAUUAGUAAUGGAAUAGAGAAUAUCACUAUAUCCGGAGAACGAGAUGCAAUCGCUUAAACAAAUAUCUACUCUCAGCAACAGAUCGGAAGUUCAGUUUCUAACCUUAAUGGCUCAAGAAGACCACCAAUCUCCGCCGUAUCUCGGUCAAGUACUAGUCAUACGUCCACCGCCUGUCUUUUCUGUCCACGAACAAUACAUCUCGAGUAAAUUCCAGAUCUUGAAAGCAUACGAAUCACCAUUACCUACUCACGAUUUCCUCCAAACCUAUGCGCGGUCCGUCAAAGUCGUCCUAUGCUCCGCCGGGAGUCCGAUCACAGCCGACGUGUUACAUGACCUUCCAGCCCUCCAACUUGUUGUCUCCUCCACUACCGGCGUCAACCACAUUGACAUGGCAGAGUGUCGCCGGCGCGGAAUUAGAGUCACUAACACCGGAGAUUUGUUUUCGGAUGAUGUAGCUGACGGCGCCGUUGGACUUUUGAUCGACGUCAUGAGGAGAAUUUCUGCCGGCGAUAGAUUUGUUCGCGGCGGUCGUUGGCCUGCCUUAUCGGAGUAUCCUCUUGGUUCUAAGUUAGGAGGCAAGAGAGUUGGGAUUGUUGGGCUUGGAAACAUUGGGUCAAGUGUGGCCACAAGACUAGAGGCCAUGGGCUGCAUGGUCUCUUACACCUCAAGGCAUAAAAAAGACUCCACACACUACACUUUUUAUCCAAAUGUCCUCCAACUCGCUUUCAAUUCAGAUGCGCUCAUUAUCUGUUGUGCGUUGACCAAUGACACACGUCACAUGAUCAACAACACAGUCUUGAGGGCAUUAGGAAAAACAGGAGUGAUUGUGAAUGUAGCACGUGGGGCUAUCAUUGACGAAGUGGAAUUGGUGGAGUGUUUGGUUGAAGGUGAGGUUGGUGGUGCAGGUUUGGAUGUGUUUGAGAAGGAACCAAAAGUACCAAAUGAGUUGUUUGAAUUGGAUAAUGUCGUGCUUUCGUCCCACAGUACUGCGUGCACAAGAGAAUGCUUUUAUGAUGCUGCCCAAACUGUGGUAGCUAAUUUGGAAGCGUUUUUCAUGAGCAAACCCUUGCUUACUCCUGUAUCCUAGUCUUAUAGUUUGCACUUCGCUAGCGAAUUUCCAUUUGGUUUCGAUAUAAUAAAUGUUCUAACCUUUUCUUUUUGCAUAUAAUUACAAUUCAACCUUCUCACGUGGGAGGGCGUUAAAAAGCAGGUUACAUAACUUUAAAUAUCAAAUAUUGAGUGUAUAUGCUACAAGACGUUUUGUUUUAUGUAUUUAUACUUAAAUAAAAUGAAAAUAAACGUAUUUUAGAAUUCGAUCCUCAAGUUGAAAAUGUCAACAGUUGAUCUUCAAGCUGUUGUUUUAUCUUCUGGAGCCUAAAUGAAACUCUUGGUAUCAUCAUACUAGAGUACUUGUGGCUUUCAACAAAGAAAGUACUCUUUAUUUUGAAUGAUCUAUAAAACGUAUGAUGAUAUCAUCUUCUUUGUUUAUGUUGUUACAAGAAUCUAUAUUCUAUUUGUGACCAACUUUUAAGUAAUC